CAACCUGCCUGAAUUCCUCGUCUCCGGACCGGACCCUAUGCCGCCGCAAGCUUUCGGUCAACCACACAGAGGCUAUCCAGCCACCACUGCAGAGAUACGUGUUAAAGGGAAACUGUGCACUGCCAAACCUGAGCUACCUUUGCUGCUACGUCCUGGACCACAGCUGAAUGGUACACUGAAUACAAAUCUGAAUGGGAGGGAGGGUUCGCUGCGUGCCAUAUGAAGACGUGAAUAAGGACGGAUGAAGUCAUCGCCUGCGCUUCUCGCCCACCACUGCCAAUGCGGUGAUCGAUAUGCUUUCGGCUGCAGAGGCCUCAAUCUUCCAAACGUAUGUUAAUAACUGGGUCAUGGAAUGCACGAUAUCUGUUUGAUAUACCUCUGUUCUCUGGAGGGAUGAGAGGAGGUAGCUCGCCAACAAUGUAUCCAUAAGCUAUAACCCAUUACCUUAUCGCCUACUUUAAGGUGUGCUGAGACUACAAAACAGCAUAGCUCAGAUGGCAUCUGAGUAGAAUACAUGACAACGAGCGAAUACAUCCAAUUAUGUAGUCAGUAGAUUAUUUGUCGCUUGCACACGUGAGAUGCAGAUGCAACGCUGGCUGUCACGCGCGCUGUAUAGGCUCUCUGAAAUCAACGUGGGUUGAAUUCUGGACAACAUGUGCUCAUUUUGGAAAUUCAACAAAGUGCGGAAUAAAACGCCAUGAAAAACAGACUUUUGUGAUAAUUUGGACUGUGUUCUAAUUCAUGGAGCAGCGGUUUGUUGACUUCAAAGGAAUGGAUAAGUUUCUGCAAAUCGCCCCGCAUUCGCUGGCCAUAGUGCUGUCGCGAGUCGGCGCCGAGGACACACCAGCGGUUACGGAGAAGCUCCAGCAUCACCACACCGGCUAUGAGAUUUUCGCGGACUUCAAAGCUGAAAACAUGCAGCACUUCUGGAACAAGAAAGUCACCGAUGCCAUAUCGGAGACGUUUUUCCUCGGCUGGAUAGACGAGCAUGUGCUCCUCAUCCAAGGCAAGGAGGAUCACCUGGAGGUCCUGCGGGAAGGAUGGACCCGGAGAGCUCUCAAGCCGCCCCGUGGCUUCGAGAUCAAGUGCAUAGGUGAUGUGUCUCCCAUCAGCAUGUCACCUAUCAGCCAGUCCCAGUUCAUCCCGCUGGGGGAGAUCCUGUGCCUGGCCGUCUCAGCCAUGAACUCGGCCCGCAAGCCUGUCACUCAGGAUGCGCUCAUGGAACAUCUCGCCACCUGCUUUCCAGGGGUACCAACACCGAGCCCGGAGAUUCUGCGGCACACUCUGAACAUGUUGGUGCGCGAGAGGAAGAUCUACCCCACGCCAGAGGGCUACUUCAUCGUGACGCCACAGACCUACUUCAUUACGCCCUCACUGAUCCGCAGCAACAGCAAGUGGUACCACCUGGACGAGCGAGCACCUGAGCGGGAACGGCAGCAGCAGCAGCAGCGAGAGCAGCAGCAGCAGCAGCAGCCGCAGUCGCUUCCUCCAGGGCAGCAGUGCACGUCUCCGCAGUCCGGGACAGUAACACCGUCGGCCUCGGCCUGCGUGCGGGAACGCGAGCGCCCCCAGCCGCACCACAAGAGCCACGGCGGCGGCGAGACGUACAACUCGUACCGGGACGAGCUGUCUGGCGGCCACCACUCGUCCUCCACGCUGCCCAGGAAGUCGCCCAAGGAGCCCAAGGGAGAUCCCCCGUCCUACCCUCAGCCCCCGCCCCCUCCCCUCACCGCCCAGCAGCACCUGCCGCCGCCAGAGCCCACCACGGACAAGACCAAGAGCACAGCGGCCUUCUCCUACAAGACGGACACGCUCACCAAGAAGAAGGAGGGCAGCAGCAGCAUCAGUCCAGGCGGUACGGGAGUCGUCGUCGGAGGAGGCAGCACGGAGAGGCAGUCCAAGAGGUUCGGGCUGAAGCUGUUCCGCCUGAGCUUCAAGAAGGACAAGACGAAGCAGCUGUCGACGUUCUCCGCCCAGUUCCCGCCCGAGGAGUGGCCUCUGCGGGACGAGGACACGCCCGCGUUGGCGGCGGCGGCCAUACCCCGCGAGGUGGAGAUGGAGAUCAUCCGGCGCAUCAACCCCGACCUGACGGUGGAGAACGUGGCCCGGCACACGGCCGUCAUGAAGCGGCUGGAGGAGGAGCGGGCGCAGCGCAGCAAGGCGGGCUCCUCGGCCCAGCACAGCGCCCGCAGCCGGCGCAGCCGAGGCCACCGCCGCGCGCCCCACGGCAAGUCCCGCUCGCACAGCAAGACGCGAGCGUCCCGCGGCGACCCGUCCGAGACGUCCAACCUCGACCUGGUGGCGGCGGUGAACGCGGACCGUGACUACCGCUUCUUCAGCCACUCGCUGGUGCGCUCGCCGCGCGAGGGCAUGUACACGGUGGAACGCAGCCGCGGCGGCGGCGCCUACCUGGUGCACAGCAACCCCAACAUUGCCGAGUCGCACUUUCCCGUCACGCCCGAGUGGGACGUCUCGGGAGAGCUGGCCAAGCGGCGGACAGAGAUGCCCUUCCCCGAGCCGUCGCGCGGCACCUCGCAGUCCCGCGUGCACCGCAGCCACAGCCACACGCAGGACCGCAAGUCGCGGAACGAGCGCUCGGACAAGGCCAAGGAACGCUCUCGCUCCAUGGACAACUCCAAAGGUCCGCUGGGCGGGGCGGCGUCACUGGGCACGCCCGAGGACUAUGAGCGCAACGCAGACGAGCGUAGCCGCUACUACACGGACGACGGGACGCUGCGGGCGUCGUCGCAGCAGCAGGGCCCGCACUACUCGCGCAUCAUGUUCUCGGCGGCCAAGUUCAGCUCCGAGAUGUGCGUGCCGGACGUGGGCAAGGUGGGCGGUCUGGACGACUCGCGUCUCUGCAGCCCGCUGGAGAGGAACAAGAGCCGGGACAGCCUGCCCGCCUACGGCGAGCUGAAGGCGCUGUCGCCCAAGCCCCUGACCGACGACUAUUUCCAGUGCAACACGUCCAACGAGACGAUCCUGACCGCGCCGUCGCCGCUGAGCAAGGCCGACCAUGACACGCUCAAGUCGUCCAGCAGCAUCAGGAAAGGCUCGCCGGCCGACAGGCAGACGCCGCACCUGACCUCGCCCCACUCGCUGGAGUACAAGGAGGACUCCUCCUCCAAGGGACACGGCGGCUCGGGGAAGCCCACGCCCAGCCAGACUCCGGAGCCAUUGCCAAACGGACGCUUAAUACCACACCAACACAAUGCCGACCCCGGGGGAGGGGGAGGGGGAGGCGGCGGCGGUGGCAUGGGUGGGUGUGGUAGCGGCCCUGCCAGCCUGAGCAGCCUAGGAAGCAGCCUGGUGGCAGACAAGCGCAAGGAGAUCUUCAGCAAAGACACUUUGUUCAAGCCCCCGCACAACGUGCUGAGCGUGGGCUACUCGGACAGCAGCAGCGGCUGCUACUCCAAGUCGGGCACGCUGCGCAAGGCGCCCCACUCCAAGUCGGCCGAGGUGCUGGACAGCUCGGAGCCCCAGUCGCUGCAGUCCCUGCCCCCCAUGUCCGCCCCGUCGCCAGCCUCCGUGCCCGCGCCCGGAGCAGGCUCGGAGCAGACGGCGGUGCCCUCCGCCUCGGAAGCCGGCUUCGACUACUACAACGUCUCGGACGACGAGGACGAGGAGGAGACGGAGGAGCCCUCCUCGCGCAAGGAGACCAGCUCGGCGGAAGGGAAGGUGCGGGGCGAGGGCGGGCCGGUGGGCAGCAGUGGCGGUGGCGGCGGCGGUGGUGGAGGAGGAGGAGGAGGUGGAGGAGGAGGUGUGUGCGGUCCCGGCAGCGGUGGCACCAUGCAGUGGCUGCUGGAGAGGGAGAAGGAGCGCGACCUGCAGAGGAAGUUCGAGACCAACCUGACGCUGCUCAGCCCCAAGGAGACGGACAACAGCAGCAGCCAGAAGUCGGCCCACUCGGCUCGGCUGGACAGCAUGGACAGCAGCAGUGUCACGGUGGACAGUGGCUUUAACUCCCCACGCACACGCGAGAGCUUGGCCUCCAACACCUCCAGCAUAGUGGAGAGCAACCGGCGCCAGAACCCGGCCCUGAGCCCUGGCCACAUGGGCUCCACCAGCAUCGGGCCGCCCUUCGGCUUCCGCAGCAUCCCGGAGCCGCCCACCACCCAGCCCGAAAAACUGCAGAAGUCCCCCAACUGCCUAGCCUCCAUAACCAGUGUCUGACAGCAGCCCCCUCCUCUCGGAGCGAGGGAGGCGCCGCUGACUCGCAGGAGGAGGUGUAGAAAGUAAGACAUACAGUACGGGUUGGUGGAGGUGUGUGGGCGCACGGGGCGGGCGGUGCAAUGGACAGGGGCAUGGAUGGACAGACAAGGGGUGUGCUGCAAAGUCACCCACCGACAACUCUCCAACUACACUUGGGACUGUUAGACCCCACAGGCAUGGCUUCCACAGACUGUUCCCACAGUACACUGCAAAAAAAGUACAAAAAAGACAUCAAAAGAUACAAAUUAUGAAAAAUAAAAUGACAAUGAAAAUAAAUGACAAAAGAAAGGGGAAACACACUUUAGAAAUGACCUUAGGUUAACAAACGUAUCAAUCAGGAAAUUCUCCAGUCUGUAUUACCUAUUGUGAAACGUUUCUAACUCUUACUCCAGGAUUGUUACUCUCUGGAAAUAAGUUGAGGAUGUUUCUGAAGGAAAAGGCUGGCAUCAAUAAUCGUACAUGUUGUUGUUCUUAAAUUGUUACAAUGGGUAUCCAUCAUGGAAACGAGUGGUGGAGUCUGGUUUAGAGAUGCACCGGAUCCAAGAUCCGGUUCCGGAUCCGGCAGGAUAAUAGGGUUUUUCACAGGAUCCGGAUCCGGUUCCAGGAUCCAGGAUCCGGUAGCCGAGGCUUUUCAGUCAAAAUAGUUUGAGCCAACGUGAUAAAAAGGGCCCACGUGUGUGAGUAGGCUAUGUGUUUCAACCCUUUCGUAGGAUCCGGUAUCCGGUUCCGGAUCCGGCAGGAUCUUA
Engraulis encrasicolus (European anchovy) is the source of this 4958-nucleotide messenger RNA. It is a transcript of the gene stox2a, whose product is annotated as storkhead box 2a. The transcript has 5 exons. The coding region runs from base 742 to 4173 and encodes 1143 amino acids. Gene Ontology annotation, cellular component: cytoplasm; nucleus. The record is from RefSeq and is a predicted model, not a curated record. Gene Ontology annotation, molecular function: RNA polymerase II transcription regulatory region sequence-specific DNA binding. Lineage: Eukaryota; Metazoa; Chordata; Actinopteri; Clupeiformes; Engraulidae. Gene Ontology annotation, biological process: regulation of transcription by RNA polymerase II.